Molecule: messenger RNA, 3670 nt
Organism: Manihot esculenta (cassava)
Lineage: Eukaryota; Viridiplantae; Streptophyta; Magnoliopsida; Malpighiales; Euphorbiaceae
Product: katanin p80 WD40 repeat-containing subunit B1 homolog KTN80.1
Exons: 18
Coding region: 309-3242 (977 amino acids)
Biological process (GO): microtubule depolymerization; microtubule severing
Cellular component (GO): katanin complex
Molecular function (GO): microtubule binding
Source: RefSeq, a predicted model, not a curated record
GAAACUGCCUCUAUUGCUGUAUUCAUAUGGUCUGAAAUCUGAGUUCAACUGUUCUUGUGAGCAAAUUGCCAAAGGGGAAAUUAGGGAGCAGUUCUUGGUGUUUUCACUGUCGAAUCGCAUCUGAAAUUCCAUCGAAGAAGGACUAGAGAACGAUUUUCUUUUUCAUCUUAUUUUAACUGAAUUCCUAACUUUCACCUUUGGAUUUCCACUUUUCUAUUGUUGUGUGGACUGCGAAUUUCAAGCUACUUUCUGAUCUGAUUCCUCUUGGCGAGGAAUUGUUUUCUGGGUCUCUCUGUAUCGUGGAGGAAAUGGCAAAACGUGGAUAUAAGCUGCAAGAAUUUGUAGCUCAUUCCACCAAUGUAAAUUGCUUAAGUAUCGGGAAAAAGGCAUGUAGACUUUUUAUUACAGGCGGCGAUGAUCACAAAGUCAAUCUUUGGGCAAUUGGAAAACCAACUUCUUUAAUGACCUUGUGUGGUCACACAAGCCCAGUUGAAUCUGUAGCUUUUGACACAGCAGAAGUUUUGGUUCUUGCUGGAGCUUCCACUGGGGUGAUAAAGCUUUGGGAUUUGGAAGAAGCAAAAAUGCUUCGCACUCUUACUGGACACAGCUCGAACUGCACUGCAGCUGAGUUUCAUCCAUUUGGCGAGUUCUUUGCAUCUGGUUCAACAGACACAAAUCUGAAGAUCUGGGAUAUCAGAAAGAAGGGAUGCAUUCAUACAUACAAGGGUCAUACUCGAGGCAUUAGUACUAUUAGAUUCACUCCUGACGGUCGCUGGGUGGUUUCUGGUGGAUUUGACAAUGUUGUAAAGGUAUGGGAUCUUACUGCUGGAAAGCUUAUACAUGAUUUUAAGUUUCAUGAAGGACAUAUUAGAUCCUUAGAUUUUCAUCCCCUCGAAUUUCUCCUGGCCACAGGUUCAGCAGAUGGAACUGUGAAGUUCUGGGACUUGGAAACUUUUGACUUGAUUGGGUCUACCAGACCAGAGGCCACUGGAGUACGCACAAUUACCUUUCAUCCCGAUGGGAGGACACUUUUUUGUGGAUUAGAUGAUUCUUUGAAGGUUUAUUCUUGGGAGCCUGUAAUUUUCCAUGAUGCCAUUGGUAUUGGGUGGUCUACACUUGGUGACCUCUGCAUUAAUGAAGGAAAACUUUUGGGUUGCUCGCAUUAUCGAAAUUCUGUGGCAGUUUGGGUAGCAGAUAUAUCGCUUAUUGAGCCAUAUGGAGUUGGUUUUGUACCGGAAGAAAGUGAUUGUGCAGAGAAAAAAUUUAACAUCUCCAAAAGUGAUUCUCCUGUUAAAGCAAGGACUGGAGAAAGAUCGGCUUCAGAUUUACGCUCUAUAUCUCCUGAGUAUGAGAUCAAAGAAAUAAAGAAUAUAUAUGUAGACUCUACUGGUGGAAUUCCUGUUUCUUCACAAAAAGCUGGGUCUUUGAGUUCACCAAAUAUGGUCCUCCCGGUGGAUUCCAAGGAGAUGAUUAAUCCACCAACAGAGAAGAAAAGUUCCACAAUAGAAGUGACUGGAAAAGCUAGUGGGGAAGCACUUAAUAAAUCUUUUGUUGUGCCCACUGUUGUACCUCGGGACAGUGCUGUUGAUAAUAACUCUUCUAAUUCUGGAAGGGGAACAGUCACUUUUUCAAGGACAAAACCUGGCAUGUUGCUCAGGCCAGCUCAUAUUUGGAGGCCAUCAAAUAGCAAGAAUGAUGUUGAGAAGCUAUCAGUAGCUCUUGAAUCUGAAACUUCUAGCAGUGUGACGAGUGAAAAAGAGAGUGCAAUGGAUCUGAAGUCGCAAUCUCUGCAUGUAUCAGAAGAUGGGAUACAGAAUUCCUGUGAGGAAAAUAAAUCUACUAUUAAGAGUGUUGCAGAUAAGUUUGAAAAAAUUUUAUCCCCAGAGACACCCACGUGUCAGGAAAAUUGUGAUGAAUCCAUUGCUAAUAGCAAUAAAGGGAUCCCCUCCGUUAAAAUCGUCAAUGGAGUUGCUGUUGUAGCGGGCAGGACACGCUCUCUGGUUGAGAGAUUUGAAAGACGAGAGAAAUUUAGCAGUGAAGAUCAAUCAAUCAAUAUGGCUUCUCAAGUUGCACAUGAAACAAAUAGGAUAUCUAAUAUCAACCCUGGUGCUGCAAAAGAAACUGAUAUAAAACCUCCAACAGCAACCAGUGUGAGCUCUCUUGUUAUGCCUGAAAAUGAUAGAAAACCUCCAACAGCAAUCAAUACAAGCCCUCUUGUUAUGCCUGAAACUGAUAGAAAGCCUCCCACUUCAGUGAAUGUGACACCUCAUUUUAUGCCUGAAACUGAUAGAAAACCUCCCACUUCGGCUAAUGUGCCACCACAUUUUAUAGCUGAAAUUGAUAGAAAACCUUCCACAGAAACUAAUAUGACCACUCAUGUUAUACCUGAAACUGAUAGAAAACCUCCCACAGCAACUAAUAUGCCCGCCCAUGCUAUGCCUGAAACCAAGAGUAAACCUGUCAUAGCAACUAAUAUGACUCUGGGUUUUAUGCCUGAAAUGGGUAGAACACCUGCUAAAGGAACUGCUUUGACCCCUCGUGCCAUAUGUGAAAGGGAUAGAAAACCAACCACAACUACUAAUGUGAAUCCUCGAGUCGUACCUGAAACAGAUAGAUCACCUCCCAUAGCAACUGAGGUGACUCCUCGUGUCAUACGAGGAAUGGAUAGAGCACCUUCCAUGCUGGAGGAGCCUCAGAUUUCUGGCAGCGAACCGGUUUGUUCUAGUUAUCGAGAUAUUAGUGAAGAUUUGAUGCGAACUCAUGAUGUAUUCUUGAGUACCCUUAAAUCCCGCUUGACAAAAUUACAGGUAGUUAGACACUUUUGGGAACAGAAUGACAUUAAGGGUGCUAUCAAUGGUUUAAGAAAGCUGCAAGAUCCUUCUGUGCAAGCAGAUGUAAUCAGUAUCCUUAUGGAGAAAAUGGAGAUUCUUACCUUAGAUCUAUUUUCUUGCUUACUUCCCGUGCUUGUGGGCUUACUGGAGAGCAAGAUGGAAAGGCACACAAGUGUCUCAUUGGAGAUGCUACUGAAGCUUGUAGCAGUCUUUGGCCCAAUAGUACGCUCAACCAUUUCUGCUCCUCCAGCUGUUGGUGUUGAUCUUCAUGCAGAGCAAAGGCUAGAAUGUUGCAAGCAAUGUUUUGUCCAGCUGCAAAAUAUCCAACAAAUUCUUCCACUAGUUACAAGGAAAGGCGGAUUAGUGGCAAAAUCGGCUCUAGAAUUGAAUCUAGUUCUUCGAGGAUCAUAGCCAAAGCCCGCCAUUGGAAGUCGCUUCCUGCUGCAAGUCUCAGAGUACUGCGCAGGCAAUAUCCUAACUGCACUAUGCAAUGCUAUUCCUUCCACGUGUCAUUGGGCACCUCACAAUUUUGUCAUGCUGCUUCUUACUUUUUGGCAGUCCAUAUCGGCCUUUUUUAGCAACAGAAUCCAACAGCUUAUGAGGCAAAUAUUACAGCAGCUUCUUUUACGUGCCAUGCCACUGUCAAUCCAUCAUUACAUAAAUCAGUCAUCUUUAGUGCCAUGGUCCUUCAGGCAGUAUAUUUUCUGUAAGUAUUUGAUUCUGGGUAUUGUUGUCUGAUUUUGUGUUUCUCUUACAAUGUUCAAAUGAAUGUAAUUAGGUGGCAAUUCUUAUGUAUACUACAAUCAUCUUAUUCAAUGAAAUGCAUAGAUUUCUUCAAA